Cuscuta epithymum is the source of this 3142-nucleotide messenger RNA. NCBI's taxonomy places the organism in Eukaryota, Viridiplantae, Streptophyta, Magnoliopsida, Solanales, Convolvulaceae. The record is from the annotation of a GenBank genome assembly.
CAAAAAUUCAAAAUUCACCCGUGACCAAAUCCAAAAUUCAUCAGUGACCAAAAUCAUUAAUUACCAAAAAUUCGGCCCAAUAACAUAGUGACUUCUGUCCGCUCAAUUAUCUAACCUAAUGAGUUACAGUUACACAAUCUCAUUAGUUACAAUUUUGCGAUCCAAUUAUUUACGGUCAUUAGAGCCUAUCAGUUACAGUUACAUAAUCCGAUCAUUAUCAUCCGAUCAUUACCGCUACCCGACAUGCUAGUGAUCGCCGCCGACCACCGUCUUUGGCCAUCACCGGAGACCGCCGCCGGUGACCACCAAAUUUCCGGCGUCCAGACUCCACCGCCUAGGGACUGCAGUUGCCCCGCACCAACCCCUAUCACUUUCCAACCCCAACCUAGAUCCAGUCCAGUGACCGCACCAGCCCCCAAUCUAUCCCCAUCCGGUCAUCCCCUCUCAAUCCGAUAUGAUCGAAGAUGAUCAUAUCCACUCCGACUUCAUUCAAAAUCCACAGAGGCGCAUGGCUUCAUCCCGGAAUAGAUCACCGUCAACUUCAAUCGUUGUCACCGGAGCAAAAUAUUCCGGAUCUGAAACCUAGUAAUCGGGAACCUUAGAGGUGAACUUCCAAGAAACAGUCGACGAAGAUCUGGGAAUGAAAGUUUGCACCUGAUUUGAAGUACAUCGAAGCCGCGUUAGAAGAACAAGACAACGUCGAGCAACAAUGGUGAACUUCGAGAGACGGAUUUGAACUUGAUUACAACGGUGAUGGAGUGUGAGGGUGGAGCGGCGGGUGAAGAUGGGUUACGGUGGAGUGGUGGUAUAGCAGAGAAUCGUAUCUUCUUCUCUGCAAUUUUGGAAUUGAGAGAGUAUAGAAGAAGGGUUUGGCUGCGGGAAAUCGUUUGGGGAAGGGUAACUUGGUCCGUUUGCUUCAAUUGAGGUCUUAUUUGUGUCCAAUUGGAUAAGUGGUCGUAGUUAUGUCUUUCAAGACUGUACAAGUGUUAUUCGGGUCAUUCUUUCUUUUAAAAAGUGUCCAGAUUAGUUGAACUGAAAUCCUAUGAACUUUCUACUUCUGACUUUCUGAGUAGUUAUAUCUGGAAUCUCUCCACUGAUUCUCGUAGCCCGGAAACACCGGUUAAUUUUAUCCACCGCAACAGUUACCAAUUUCAUUCAAUUCACUAGUUGUGAAGACACCAAUGACUGGAGACGGCGGUGGAUGGAGGGGAAUGUACAGUUUCGGCCGCCGCAUCCUGGCGGGGCGGUGGUUCAUGGUCUUCAGCUGCCUGCUGAUCCUGUCGGUCGCCGGCGGAACCUACAUAUUCGGGCUUUACUCCGACGAGAUCAAGUCAACCUUAGGGUACGACCAGACCACCCUAAACCUGGUUAGUUUCUUCAAGGAGUUAGGAGCCAACAUCGGGAUCAUUUCCGGCCUGAUUAACGAGGUAGCCCCACCAUCGAUCCUCCUGCUCCUCGGCGCUGUAAUGAAUUUCUCCGGCUACUUCGUCAUAUGGCUCGCCGUCACCGGCCGUAUAGCCAACCCUCAAGUCUGGUGGAUGUGUCUGUGCAUCUGUAUAGGUGCGAAUUCUCAGACAUUCGCCAAUACGGGUGCCCUAGUCAGCUGCGUUAAGAAUUUCCCCGAAUCUCGGGGCAUAGUGAUCGGCCUCAUGAAGGGCUAUGUUGGGCUCAGUGGGGCAAUCAUCACACAGGUAUACCAUGCUUUGUAUGGAAACGAUGCGAAAUCUUUGAUCUUUCUUAUUGCCUGGCUUCCGGCCAUCAUUUCGGCCAUUUUCCUCCCAACUGUUAGAGUCAUCAAUGGAAAUAAGAAUAGUAAUGAUAAUCUUAGACAGAGAAGUGAGCUUAAGUUCUUUUACAAUCUGUUAUUCAUGUCUUUCGGUUUGGCUGGGGUUCUUAUGGCUUUGAUUAUCAUCCAAAGCCGGGUCACAUUUACCAGGACAGACUAUGUGAUUAGUGUCUCUUUGAUUGCUCUUUGUCUGAUUUCUCCGAUAACCCUUGUCAUAAGAGAGGAGACGAAGCUCGGGAAGAGCAAGAAGCAAUUGCUUGAUGAUCCUGCAACCAAAGAACCGGUUCAAGAUGCGGUAAAUAAUAGUAGUAGUAAUUGUUAUAGUACUCCUACAGAAAGGAAUAAUGAGGAAGUGAAGUGGUAUAAGAAUGUGUUUAGCCCGCCCGAAAGGGGAGAUGACUACACAAUUUUGCAAGCCGUUUUGAGUAUUGACAUGUUGAUUCUUUUCAUGGCCACCAUCACGGGAGCGGGAGGAACGUUGACGGCCAUAGACAAUCUAGGACAGAUUGGGAAGUCAUUGGGUUAUCCGAACAAAAGCAUAACCACAUUUGUGUCGCUCGUCAGCAUUUGGGGUUACCUAGGACGAGUGGCGUCCGGUUUCGCUUCAGAGAUUUUCUUGGCGAACUACAAAUUCCCGCGGCCACUAAUGCUCACAUUAGUGCUCCUCCUUUCCUGCACUGGUCAUCUUCUGAUUGCUUUCGGGGUUCCCAACACCCUUUACAUCGCCUCGGUGCUGAUCGGGUUGUGCUUUGGAGCUCUGUGGCCGUUGAUAUUUUCUAUAAUAUCUGAACUGUUUGGGCUGAAGCACUACUCAACGUUGCUCAACUUUGGCGGUGCGGCUAGCCCAGUCGGGGCGUAUAUAUUCAAUGUCAAAGUCGCAGGCGCUCUGUAUGACAAUGAGGGUAUGAAGCAGUUGGUUGCCAAGGGGCUGAUUAGAAAGCCCGGGGAGGAUCUGGUGUGCAAUGGUGUGGAGUGUUUCAGGCUAGCUUUUAUCAUUAUUGCAGCCUCUACAUUUGCGGGUUGCCUGGUUUCUUUGGUUUUGGUAGCCAGAACAAGAAAGUUCUACAAAAGCGAUAUCUACAAAAAGUUCAGGGAGAAGGCAAUGGUAGCAUAGGACUUGCAAAAGUAUUGGGGCAGAAGAGGAGACUCAAUUUAGUGCCUGUUCACUUAUGUUAUAGGAGUUUAGGUUCAAUUAUACUUGAAUAUACAUGGCUUGUAGAAAUGAUGCUUUUAUACGUAGUACUUGAUGUCUCUAGUUCUCCAGAUGCUUGUAGAUUUUCGUUUUCAUCAGUCCUGUCUGUAGUUUUGUUAGAAUGCAUAUUGUAAAAAGUAAAAGGGGUGAGGCUCAAAUUGGAC